Anthonomus grandis grandis is the source of this 1528-nucleotide messenger RNA. RefSeq names its product protein odr-4 homolog. The transcript is spliced from 6 exons. The record is from RefSeq and is a predicted model, not a curated record. The coding region runs from base 101 to 1441 and encodes 446 amino acids. Gene Ontology annotation, biological process: intracellular protein localization. NCBI's taxonomy places the organism in Eukaryota, Metazoa, Arthropoda, Insecta, Coleoptera, Curculionidae. Gene Ontology annotation, cellular component: endomembrane system.
AACGAACCAAGAAGAAGAGGAAACGUCAACAGAUGGUUUUUUUGUAAACACGUAUGAAAAUCCGUGUUUUGUUAAUUAUUUUGAAAAAUUAUAAAAAGAAAUGGUGAGAUACGCCGAAGGAGAUGAAAAUUUACUAAAGUACUUAGCUAGUAUUGCUAACGACUUUAAAUGCGCUAUCGGAUUAGUUCUUGGGCAGGUUACUGCCCAAAGAUACAACCUAAUUCAUUUAGCAAAAACGCCCCCAUUCCAAACCUCGGACCCACAAAACGAAGAAAAAACUAUUCAAAACCUAACAACCGUCACUGACAUAAACGAAGGUUGGAUUGCCGACCAUGCCCGGCAAACCACCAGGAUGUUACCGGGGGGAAUGUACGUCUUGGGCAUUUUCAUUGUCUCAGACGAGGAAUUAUUAACCCCCUUUAAUUCAAAACUAAAAUCAUUACUUAAUGGUAUCAAUAAAACUUUGCAAGCUCAGAGUUACUUGUUUGGUAACGGUGAUAAUGAGAAACUUAUCAUACAAUAUUCCCCAAAGAAUUUGAAAUGUUUAGCAAAAACUUAUGACGUUGAUACUUUUAAUGUGCAACCAGUAGAAUUGAAGCUGUCCCAAAAAGGAGUUAAAUUAGUCGGGUUUGAGUGUUUAUACCAGAUUGAUCAUGUUUAUCAUUUGAAGGAGGAGGAUAGCAGAGGUCCUUUGAGGAAACAUAUUAAGGUAAUUUUAGAGGACAUCAACAAACAUUUAGAAACUGCAAUAAUCCUUUUUGAUAACGACCUUAAGGACCCUGAUGAAAAAAUCGAAAACAUGAGCAAAAAAAAGAAAGUCCCCAGAGGCUCUAGCAAUAAAAUCGACAACCACGAUGAUUGCAGCAAACCCAUACCAGUGGCUAUAUUUAAAAAAUGUAAAAACCCGGAAAAUUACACUUCUUUAGAGCCACUAUCUAUCAGUGGCCAAAUACACAUUAUAGGAGAAAUCUCCUUGAGAUUGUGGCUAAAUGCUAAAGCCAGUUUUGGUGAUGCCAUCGUCGCUGUUAAAGAAGAUUUAAUGCGCAGUUUAUCUACUAGAAUGGAGAUGCAUUGGGACUCUUUGACUGAGGAAGAAUUAGGCGAAGAAAUUAACAGUGUCCAUGAACCACCCAGAAGAGUAUUAAUAACACUUCCCGAAAGUAAUGUUACAAUAUCAGACUAUUUAUUCCCUGGUGAGGGACCGGAGGAUGUCAAAGCCUCAUUGGAGGAACUGUUGGAUAUUAAAGCUGACAGUCAGUUGGAGCUAUUGGAUUUGGAAGGGCAAGCAGAUAUUGCCCAAUAUUAUGGAAGCCAAGUACCUUGUGUGCAAUCAAAAAUAACAUCAACAGAUUCUAGUAAAUUUAUGUAUUUACUUGGUCUCGGAGUGGCUUUUUUGAUGUUGAUUGUGUCAAUUAUUGUGCAUUUUUAUAUGACCGAUUAAGGUGAUGUGUAAUCAUUUUUUGUAUUUAAUUGUUAAUGUUUAUUUAUAAUUUUCAUUCCUGUGUUUGAUAUAAAGGUUUUAUAUUUA